Coccinella septempunctata (seven-spotted ladybird) is the source of this 1820-nucleotide messenger RNA. RefSeq names its product dual specificity protein kinase Ttk (gene Mps1). Gene Ontology annotation, cellular component: spindle; kinetochore; nucleus. Bases 227 to 1744 code for a protein of 505 amino acids. The transcript is spliced from 5 exons. Gene Ontology annotation, molecular function: protein serine/threonine/tyrosine kinase activity; ATP binding; protein serine/threonine kinase activity. NCBI's taxonomy places the organism in Eukaryota, Metazoa, Arthropoda, Insecta, Coleoptera, Coccinellidae. Gene Ontology annotation, biological process: peptidyl-serine phosphorylation; chromosome segregation; meiotic spindle assembly checkpoint signaling. The record is from RefSeq and is a predicted model, not a curated record.
UGUCUGUGGAUUUUAUUUCUAACCUCACUAUACUACCUCACAACAAUUUUGAAUUUUUGGUUCAUGACUUUUUUUACAUUCUUUCUUGAAUUUGAAUGUCACUUCUUAUGGUUCUUGAGAUAUUUCAAAAAAUGAAAGUGUGUUAAUUUGAAAGCUGGUUAACUCAAUUUUCUGAAAAUAAAAACCAGUGUUCCUUACAUGUACAUGAUGUUUUAAACUUUUAGAUAUGAAUACCCAUACAAAUAGUAAUGAAUCUGAUGAUUCUGGCAAACCGAAAAAGUAUGAAUUCAUACCUCUGGAUCUCGAUCUGGAAAUGGAAUUGGCCAUGAAUGAGCCAUUACCGGAAGUUAUGCCUAUGGAUGAGGAUGAAGAAUUGGAAAGUGAUAUUAAAGAAUUAGCAAAUAUCAAGGAGGAUUCAGAAGAUGGGGCUUCGGUAAACAAUACUCCAAUAACAGAAGCAGCCACUGGAAAUAUUUUAGAUGAAACUCUUGGAUGCUAUUCUAUUGAAACACCUACUAAAAGUCAAGUAAUUUAUACAAGUCUACCUAGUGAAACUUCAAAAAAAAUUGAGAACAAAAGACUCGCAGAACAUUUAAAUUCUGGCAUUGGAAAACUGUCCCUGUAUACGCCAGUGAAAACUGGCAAAAUAGAAACACUGACUCUCCACCCAAAAUCAUCUCUUCAGUUAGCUUCUAAAGAAACAAACAGAUCUGAAACUCCUAUUAAUCACCUGAAAAUCAACUUAGUACCUACUAACAAUUCUCAAAGAAAGACAGGGAUGUUUAGGACACCCAUACAUCCUCCAAGUUUAAUUAAACCAAGGGAACCAGCUUCAACUUCAAAGAUUCCUCAAAGACAGGUUGAGACAAAAUUUUCUAAAGUGGUAGUAAGAGGAAUAUCUUAUGUUAUUCUAAAACUACUUGGGAGAGGUGGUAGUUCAGAGGUUUAUCAAUGCUUCGAUUUGGUCAAAAAAGUGAAUAGAGCAGUUAAAUGUGUCAAUCUUGAUACAACAUCUCGUGAAAGCUUUUUGAAAGAAAUCGAUUGUCUCAAUCGAUUACAACGUUUUGAUCGUAUUAUUAAGCUAUAUGAUUAUGAACAUUUGGUGAAAGAAAAGAAACUUUAUGUUGUUAUGGAGAUGGGUAGUGCGGACUUAUCCCAAAUCUUGAGAGAUUUAUCAUCGAAUAAUAAGGAAAUGUCUCCACCUUACUUGAUUCUUUUUUAUUGGAUGGAAAUGUUACGUGCUGUUCAUCAAAUACAUACAGAUGGUAUUAUACAUUCUGACUUGAAACCAGCUAAUUUUUUGAUGGUGGAUGGUAAACUGAAAUUGAUUGAUUUUGGCAUUGCAAGCUCACUUUCGAAUGAUAGCACAAGUGUUAUCAAAAAUGUUUCAGAAGGAUCCAGUAAUUAUAUAAGCCCUGAAGCUUUGAAUUGCGAAUAUAGUGCAAGUGACUCAAGCCCAAACUAUGGAAAACCGAAAUAUAAAAUCAGUGUCAAAUCGGAUGUUUGGUCAUUAGGAUGUAUACUUUAUCAGCUUGUUUACAAAAAAACACCAUUCCAACAUAUCACACACCCAAUGAAGAAAUUGAUGGCCAUAGCAAAUCCUUCGAUUGCCAUAGAAUACCCCCAGGAUUAUAAAGUACCUAACAAAUUCAUAGCAACGAUAAAAAAAUGCCUUAUUUUCGACGCAAAAUCUAGAGCCACAGUUGAUGAAUUGAUUGCAGAAUACCAACACUUCGAUGUUUAACUCAUAUUUAUUAAGUAAAAUAUUCCAUAUUUUUUUAAAGAAAUUUGUAAAUAAAGAACAAUUAAUUUGAUAUAAA